CCAGGUUUAGUUGGAAAUGCAAGAGAGCGAAAUCCAAGAGGACAAAUUUCCGUCGUUGGCGUUGGCGCAAAAAUUUCUAACGUAAAUCGAAAAGUUCACCCUCAAACCAUAACCGUACCCUCCGAUUUCUUGAUUUCUUCUUCCUUUUUCCUGUUUCUUUCGUUUGUUUUUGUGUCUCUCGGAUUUCGAGCUUCCAGGGAAGAGAUGUGGGAACCGAUUUGUUUAACUUUGGCGGCCGCCGCCGGCAACAACAUCGGCAAAGUACUGCAGAAGAAGGGCACCGUCAUUCUUCCUCCUCUCUCUUUCAAGCUCAAGGUGAUAAAGGCUUACGCUUUUAACAAAACUUGGAUCAUAGGUUUUCUAAUGGAUAUAUUUGGAGCUGUUCUAAUGCUGAGAGCGCUAUCCCUCGCCCCUGUAUCUAUAAUUCAACCAGUUUCUGGUUGUGGGCUUGCCAUACUCUCUGUAUUUUCACAUUUUUAUCUGAAGGAAAUAAUGAAUGCCGUUGAUUGGAUGGGGAUUACGCUUGCUGGCAUUGGCACCAUAGGGGUUGGUGCUGGAGGCGAGGAGCAAAAGGCCUCUGCAAUAUCAAUCUUCCAUUUACCAUGGCUGGCAUUCAUCAUUACCAUCUUGUUUGUUCUUCUUAAUGGAUGGCUUCAUUUCUACAAACGUCAAAGGAGAGAACAAGAGUUGAUGGAAUUUGAAGUUGUUGAAGAAAUAAUAUACGGCUUGGAAUCUGGCAUUUUGUUCGGGAUGGCAUCUGUGAUAUCAAAGAUAGGAUUUCUAUUCUUGGAGCAGGGCUUCCACGAGAUACUGGUUCCUAUAUGCAUCCUGAUAAGUAUUUGUUGCAGUGCUACUGGAUUUUACUAUCAGACUCGAGGACUAAAACAUGGGAGGGCGAUUGUGGUAUCUACAUGUGCUGCUGUGGCAUCCAUUGUCACUGGUGUUGUUGCUGGUAUGCUUGCUUUGGGUGAAGAAUUGCCCUCAUCACCAACUGCUCGCCUCUUCCUUCUGCUUGGAUGGUAAACUAGAAAUACAUAUCUGUUCUAUAUAUUCCACGUCACUUGACUUCAAUCGAUAAAGAAAAAUUAUAAUUACUUCCCAAGUUUAAGAUGACUGACCAGACUUAUUUUAUA
Momordica charantia (bitter melon) is the source of this 1133-nucleotide messenger RNA. The record is from RefSeq and is a predicted model, not a curated record. Lineage: Eukaryota; Viridiplantae; Streptophyta; Magnoliopsida; Cucurbitales; Cucurbitaceae.